CAACAACAGGAAAAGGAUGUUAGCAAAUGGAUGAAUUUUGUUUUCUUAAUAAAUCAACCUUAUUCUAUGCAUAUUUUGGCGAAAUUUCAUUAUCUGCAAGAAAAUAAAAUAUCACUGGUUUAAAUUCUAGUAGAUGAGUCAAAGAAGAUGUGAAAUUUAAACAUGGGUUGACACAGUGAAUGAGUAUGGCCGAAUAAAGUCACCCACAGCUGACAAGAGGAGUAGCAGUAAAUAGGCAGUAGAGGAGACCCACCAUGACCGAGGCGGGGUCAUCAAAGGGCCCCCUUUACGGAGCAGUGGAUGACCUCUCCCUCCCCUUACCCCCCUCUCCGCUAGCCAAUCAGUCGUUUGAAUACAGACACGUGAGAGAGAGAAGCAGUAGCGAAUCUGAUCUGGCCGCAGAGUCACCAGGAUUGCUGUCGUAUCUUGCCGUGGAUAAAAAUGUCCUUAACCUUGCCAAGGCAACAAGUGUCAAGGUCAGCUGGGACAUCAAGGAGGAGAUCGGAGCAGAUGAUUGGAUAGGGCUGUAUCAGUCAGGGGAGACUAAUCCUUCAAAGUUUCUUGACAUGAAGAACCGCGGGGGUAAUGGUGGCCAGACAGGAGAUUUACAGUGGGACCUGUCCGACAUCACGUACAACUUUACAGCAGGUGAAACCAAGAUUUGCUUCAAGUAUUACCUGGGCAGUAACCAGGAUCUGGUGGCCACUAGUCCCUCCGUCAAAGUCGUCAAACCCGCCUCUCCUAAGGAGGAGGCAGUGAAGAAUGGAAUCACAAGCAGAGAUAUAAACAGAAAAAUAAAACUGAAGAUAAUGGACAUUGAAGCUGUAAAUCUGAAGAAAGGAAUGUUCUUUAACCCUGACCCUUACGUGAAGAUGACGGUACUACCAGGGAAAAUGUGUCCUAAGAUGAGUCACCACCUGAGGGAGAUACGCACCGGUGUUUGUAAUUCUACAACUAACCCCGUGUGGCGGGGACAGUCAUUUUCCUUCGAGUCGGUUCCCACGGAUGUUCUGGAUUUUGAAAUCAAGGAUAAGUUUUCCAAGAGUCGGCCCUCCAUUAACCGAUUCCUAGGAAAGGCCACACUUUCAGUUCAGAGAGUCAUUGAUAAAACAGAAAGAGAACCUACAGAAUUCUGUCUGGACCUGACAAAGAGGAAUCCCACGGAAAACGUUAGCGGGACACUCAAGUUUGGUGCUGACGUAAUAGACCUGGAGUUUAGACCAGGAUUACAAGAAUCAAAUAAGCAAAGUGGAGGUAUUGAAAAUCCUGAGUCCGUGUCACAAAAUGGCUCUGUGUCAAAGGAUGAUUCAAUAGACGACCAAGAGGAUUCUGGGAUAUCCUUAACACAGUUAUUAAGGGACCGUAUCAGCGGUGAAAUUGAGGAUGAUGUAAAUGAAGUGGAAUGUGAUAAUGUUCCCGUUAGUAGUGAGGUUACCAAUUUACCGUCAAUACCAGACAUAGUGUGUAAUUUUUCUGAGAAUACGGAGGAAACUCGAACAGAAGAAUCAAAUCAGGGUGAAAUAUGUGAUAUUAGUUCAGGAUUAUCGUCUGCUGUGCCGUCAAGUGGAGACAAUUCAAGCGGUUCCGAUGUGUCGCCUCAGACUGUGAAUACAAACGGUGCUGAUCCACUCGAGUUUUUAAAUUGUGCCAAAAACAAGCAGGAGGAAACUCCUGAAGUGUUAGAUAACUCUCUAGAUAGUGAGGUAAAUUUAGUCAUGAAUGACAUACCCCCCAAACCACCUGUGCUCCCACCCCGGACCUAUAAGGCUCCCCCACUACCCCCUAGGUACAAGAUGUCAGAUGCCCCUCCCCUACCCCCUCGGACACCUGAGAGAGGGGAAAGGCCUAUAUUUCCUGCUAGUGGAGUAGGAACUGUUCAAAUUUCACCUGACACUGUGCCAGAAUGUAGGUCAGAGCCCCCCACCCCUAGACCCACUAGCACAGAGGCAUUGAGGUCUUGUAAUAGUCUGGAACCUCCUCCUUUACCACCCCGUACGUACAGUCCAAUCACGGUCUCUCAAACUAGUCCUCAACAGCAGGCUGUCGAACAAGAGGAGGGGGAGGGAACCAGUUCAAACAGCUUGGAGAGUUCAGGAGAUUCCCAGGAAUAUGCAGAGGAACAAGGGACCUCGGAAUCAGCAAUGCCGUCUGGUGUCCAGGAGGCAGAAAUCUCAUCCCCAUCGUCGGAAACAGCUGACGAGGUGGACAGUCCACGGAGGUCACGACCCCGUGCCCAGAGGUCGGAAUCCGAAGUGCAUAAUAAACCUAGAAGUGUUGUGACUAAGUUACCGGCCAGACAUCUGUCGAACAAUAGCAAUUUGAUUUCGCAUGUGUCCAUGAUUGGUGGCCCUGAUUCAGCUGGGUCACCUGAGAGACACAGAAAUUCAUGUGCGGUGAGUAGAUCUGUGGAGUGUAGCCCGAGAACUAGUCCGAGUCCGUCUAUGCAAACUUCAUACAGUGAUUCAGUGGCCGAACAAAGGAAAUAUGCAAGUCGUCACAGUAUAGCUGCACCAACAGAAAGAAACUUUAGGAAUAACGAGACAUUUGUUACUACCCCCGUAAGGGCCCCUUUGGAUAGAUCUGCCAGUUCGAUUUCCGACUCUGGAACCCCGCCACGCAUAAUUCCUAGAAACGCCCUCAGUCGCGUUUUAAGCGAUGAAGAAAAACAACAAAACCGUGAACAAAUCGUUCAGCAACUACAACUAUGGACCCAAAAACAAAAAGAAAAAUCUAAACCCGAUUCGGAGGAGGACUCCGGUGCUGUGUUAUCUACCGAUAGUGAAAACCAGACGAGCAGUGAUAAACCAGAUAAACCGUCUACUUCAACGUGUAAUGCCAUGCCUAGCAAUUCACCAAGGCCCCAGACAGGGGCGGCGAAGUCAUCGAGUGCCAAAUCUGGAGCCGGGAAAUCUGACUCGCGUUCCACAGUUUGGCAGCUAAGGCAAUCUACCAAUAAAACAGAACCUAAACAGCCAACCACCAACAAAGAGGGCAGCCAGUCACCACUACCAAAACUGCCUGCCAGGAAAAGGUACCACCGAGUGGACCCACCCCCAGGGGAUCAGCCGCUCCCUCCAGGUUGGGAGGCCCGCGUAGACAGCCACGGUCGAAUCUUCUACAUUGACCACACCAACAGGACCACCACGUGGCAGAAACCACAGAGUGGUCAGCGAACCAUACAGCGGCGGCCAACCAUCAGCUCUGAACAGAGACAGCAACUGGACAGGAGAUACCAGAGCAUCCGUCGAACAAUCAACCAGCCUCGUUCUGAACAGGACACUCCCACUGAGAGUACCUCCUCUGGAGGAAGUGACAACAGUCCUCAGACUUCAGCACAAUCUAGGGUCCCCCUCCCUGUCACCUCCCCACCCCCAUCACGAAGCCCUGCCCCAGAGCCUGGGGACAACAGAAUGCCAGCUGUCAAGUUCCUCACCCGCUCGGAUUUCUUCCCUCUUCUACAGGGCAACGAUAGAGCAAUGGCAGAAUACAAUCGUAAUGGUACACUGAAACACAUGAUCAGUAAAAUCCGCCGAGAUCAACACAACUUUGAAAGAUACCAGCACAACAGAGACCUUGUGUCGUUUCUGAAUCAUUUUGCUGAUGGCAGCAAGGAACUGCCGGCUAACUGGGAAAUGAAAUUUGACAGAGGAGGAAAGACAUUUUUCAUUGAUCACAAUCAGAAGUUGACGACCUUUAUUGACCCCCGCCUGCCAACAGAUAUCCCACCAAUCAACACAGACUUUCUACAUACAUCAUUGUUGUUCCGUAACCGCGGGAGACGAGAGGGCAGUGACAGCCCAGUCAGAACCAACCAUGCACCAACACCCCCUCCUAGGGCCCCAGUACCAGAUGAGCCAACCGUUGUACCAACAGCUUACAAUGAUAAAGUUGUGUUGUUCCUGCGACAACCAAAUAUCGGAGAGAUUCUUCAGGAAAAGUGUUCUACAUAUAGCAACAGUACCCGGUUAAAAGAGAAAAUCAACAAAAUCCGCAGCGAGGGCACUGAAGCUCUAGAUAGGCUGAGUAACGAUGUAGAUCUUAUCAUUCUGCUCAGUUUAUAUGAAAAUGAGAUUAUGUCUUAUGUGCCUCAAAACCUUCUACAAGCCAGUGUUCCAGGGGACUCCCCAGGAGAAACCCCUCAAGGAUCACCUAAUGUCCAGAGAGCUAACAUGAGGGUUCAUGCUCCAUAUAAAAGAGAUUUCCAGGCCAAGCUACGCAGCUUCUAUAGAAAGCUGGAGAGCAAGGGUUAUGGACAGGGACCUUCAAAAUUAAAGCUAAUGGUGAGGAGAGACCAUGUUUUAGAGGACGCCUUUAACAAAAUAAUGGGAACCACAAAGAAAGAACUGCUGAAGAAGAGCAAACUGUACAUCACGUUUGUAGGAGAGGAAGGUUUGGAUUAUGGUGGCCCGUCCCGUGAAUUCUUCUUUCUGCUUUCUCGUGAACUCUUCAAUCCGUACUACGGACUUUUUGAAUACUCCGCCAAUGACACAUACACUGUGCAGAUCAGUCCAAUGUCUACCGUAGUGGAAGACGCUCAUGAAUGGUUCCGAUUUGCUGGCCGAGUUUUAGGACUAGCAGUUGUACACCAGUAUUUAUUAGACGCUUUUUUCACCAGACCAUUCUACAAAGCCCUCCUAAGAUUGCCUUGGUCUUUAGCCGAUGUGGAGACCCUAGAUGCCGAGUUUCACCAGAGUCUGCUGUGGAUUAAAGAGAACGACAUCUCGGAGGUCGACAUGGACCUCACCUUCUCUGUCAACGAAGAGGUGUUUGGACAGGUGACCGAGAGGGAAUUAAAACCCAAUGGGAAGUUGUUACCUGUGAACGAGAGAAACAAGAAGGAAUACAUAGAGAGGAUGUCUAAAUGGAGGCUGGAGCGGGGGGUGACGGAGCAGACAGAGAGCCUGAUCAGGGGCUUCCACGAGGUUAUAGAUAGUCGGCUGAUCUCGAUGUUUGAUGCUCGGGAGCUGGAGCUGGUGAUCGCGGGAUCCGUGGAGAUCGACGUCAAGGACUGGAGAAAGAACACAGAGUACCGAUCAGGAUACCAUGACCAGCAUCAGGUCAUUCAAUGGUUCUGGCAGGCAAUCGAAAAGUUUGACAAUGAGAGGAGGCUAAGAUUAUUACAGUUUGUGACUGGGACCUCCAGUAUUCCUUAUGAGGGAUUCUCGGCACUUCGAGGAAGCAAUGGCCCACGUAAAUUCUGUAUAGAGAAAUGGGGGAAAGUUACCAGUCUACCAAGAGCACAUACUUGCUUCAAUCGACUGGAUUUACCGGCUUAUGCGUCAUCAGAGAUGCUGUUUGAAAAACUAGUCACAGCUGUCGAAGAAACCAGCACAUUUGGCAUUGAAUGAUUUUUUGUCAAAGUUUUUUUUUCUUUUCCUUAAUAAGGGUAUACAUGUACACAUGUACAUGUAUAUUUGAAAAAAGGCACAGUUAUCUAUGUGAAAGAAUUUUUAUUGCCAUUGCCAGAUUUUUUUUUCAAUAUGUAAGUCUUUCACUGAAGAUGGAUUCAUUGCAUGGUUUAACAAAUGAAUGGAUUUUUUUUUAUAUUCUUCACCUCUGUGAAUGGUAAAGGCAUUCAGUGUAUUGUAAAAGCUUUAUUUUAAAGGGUCCUUGAAACAUCCUGAGGACUAAGAAUCUGGACUCUAGUCAGUGUGGUAUUUGUAAUUUGUGAUAAUAUAUAAUUAUAUUUUUUAAUUUUGAUUCAGACGGACUUCAGUGUGAAUGUAUUUUUUUUCUUUUUUUAAUGAAACCCAUAAAUACAGAAUUUUGGGCAUUAGACCAUGCAUUUUGAAUAUGUUAGAGGAUUCAAAGAAUACAUUGUAAGAAUAUUUCUUUGAGAAAAAGUCUGCUGAAAAAGACAGUAUUAAUUAAAAUGAAAUGAAGUCAAGUAAAUGAAAUUAUGAAUUAGGAAAUUUACAACAGAGCUGCAAUUAUCUAAAAUCUUUUGAUACAUAAUAGGCAUUUACGUAAUCAAUGACUUUAUUAUAAAGUGAAUUAUGGUUGUGAAGAAUAGGAUUUUAUCGUAUCUUGCCCUGAAACUUUAAUAUCUUUCCAUUUAUAGAAUCAUGAAGUUGCAUAUUGCAGUUGUUAUUCCUAUUUCAAUUGAUAUACGAUUUCAAUGUCUGUGUGUUAAAUUACUUUAACAUAUGCAUUACCAUUUUAUAUUCUAAGUUUUUGGAAGCGUUAUGGAAGCAAUAUGAUGUGCAAUGAUUUCUGGAUCAAACCAAAGUCGUAAUUUAUAAAGUUUAGAUUUAGUUGAUGUGUCUAAAGAUUUUCGGGUACAUGUAUCUACAAAUGAGUGUAGUUUUAUUUGUUCAAACUACAAUGUAUUAAUAGUGUUUUAAAUGCAAGACAGAAUGCAAAAUGACUGUUCAUUUUGAUAUUAAUAAGAAUUAACUUUAACUGAAUUUCAUAACUGGAAUAUACAUGUAUGUGAUCAGGAUAUUCAUUGUAAUAUAAACAAAAAUCCAAAGGAUAAUGAUUGGAAGGGUAUAGAUUUUACAUGUAUGUUCUGUGAUAAUAUUUGAUAUUUAUAAAACAUUUUAUUUAGCUUUUUUUUUUGGUCAUUACAGCUUUGAAUGGUAUCAAUGCUUUAAGAAUGUACUUCACACAAAUUGUAAAAUGGUACAUUUCUGAAAGUCAUCCUCCCUCAUCUUAAUCUAAAAAAAAAUCAUUAAAAAAGAUAAAAUCAAUAGUAACAGAGGAAAUUAUGUAAAGACUGUCAAUGAGCGAGUUUGUUAGGUAUUGUUUCUUCUUGAAUACGGCCCAUAUUUUGAACUGUAUAAUGGAUUUUAAGUCUCUCUGCUUCUUAGGAUAUAUCAGAAAAUGGCUAUUAUUAUUUUGUUGUUGUUAUUUGUUAGCUUUUGUUGUACACCAGUGUUGUGAUUUAUUUCCCUUUUAUUUCCUCACGUCUUAAAAAUUGAUCAUGUAAUAUACUGUACAUAAAUAGGUGUCUAGACUGUGCCAGUACAUUGUAGUUUUGUUGUACACAAUCAUGUACAGAUAGCUAUUAACAAAUAACUUUUCAAAAUAUUAACCAAAUAUAUAUCACUAUGUAUGAUCUGAGAGCAUUAGAUGUAAGUUUUUAUGAUCACGCUCUGUAAAUAAUUGUAAACUAAAUGUACAUGUAGAACAAAUAUUGUAUCAGGAUGCUUGAAUAUACUGUAAACCAAUUUUAUUUCGUGUACUAGAAAUGUACACGAGCUCGAAAAUUAAUUGUGAAGAAUUAGUUUGCUUUGCUCCUGCUAAGUCGCCAAAUAAAGUCGUCACAAAUUAAAGUUGGUUUACAGUAACAUACUAAAGUUUAGUGAUCAAAGAUAAGAAUGUAACACUUUAAACUCAUCACGCUUGCAUCAUUCCGUUGUGUUCAUAUUGUUUAGAGAAAAUAUAUCAAUGUUGAUAUUUAUUUUGUUACUUGCAGCCAUAUAUUAUACAGUGUUAGUCAUGAUUUAGCCAUUCACCUUUUUUUGUACAGUAAUAUUUUUAAGCCAAUAAAUAUCGUUGAACAAUAGUAGACUCUUGAUUCUAUGAAAACAACAUUUGAAGGUUUUAAAGUAGGCUCAUUUUGUUAUAGUGAUAUAAUUGUAAAAAAAAAUGUAAUACUAUAUUAUUUUUAGUUUCUACUUUCAUUCCUUAAAGUUGAAUGAAAUGUUUUUUUCCCUCUCCACCUUUUUUCUUCAAGUGAUUGUUUUUAAAUGAACAUUAAAUAUGUUGUCACAAAAUAAAAGAAAUACCUGGUACUGAAGACUUGAUUGACAUGAAGAAAUAGACAUUUUUGAAUGCCAAGUCAGUUAAUUUGUAGGAGAUCAACUUCAUGCCCCAUCUUGAUUUUUUUUUAUUAUUGCAGCCAAUUUGGGGAUGGGUACGUCUUCAAAUUUAAAAAUAUUAUUUUUAUUGUGUAGUCCAAUAAAUCUGAUUGGUUUGCCUGAUAACGUGUAAAAUUUUAUUUUACAAUCAUGAUUUAAGUUACUAAAAAUAUUUGGGAGUAAAACCCAAAUAUGUAUUUAACAUUGUAUUGUUUUAAACUUGAAAUCUUAUAAUGAAUUUGUUUUGUUUUUCUUUCUUCUUUUGUUUCAAAGAAAAUAACAAAUACAGGCCUUUGAUUCAUUCUCUUCGUAAAUACAAUUUCAUGAAAAGCACAUGGAUUUCACACUUGUGCUCAGAAGGUGUGCUUUUCUUUGGAGUUGUUAUGUCUACAGAUUAACCUUGUAAAAGGGAUUUAUUUAUAAAAUAACUUUUUUUUAUUAUGAUUUUGAAAUUCAAGAAAACAGGAAAACUUCGGAAAUCUUGAAAUGUACGUUUCAAAAAGGGUUUUGAUUUGUAAGCCAGUAAUGUUUAUAAUUAACUAAUCUGAUAGUUUAUAUUUUCAUACACUGUCACAAACUGAAGUGGUUAGGGUAUUUUAUAUGAGGAUAUAGAAAUACAAUAAAAAUACAUGUACCCGGCAUUAUAUUUCAUGUAUGGCAGAUUUCUAUGGAUAAAAAAUUCACACCACAAUGUUUAGUUUUAUUCCUAGCAAUGAUGUUUAUUGGUGAUAGUUGCUAACUUGUGCUUUAAUAAACCACCAACAAAAUAUUUUUUUUUUAUCAAUCCUUCAUUUUAACAGAUUGGUGACAUUUAUACACCAAGAAUUUUCUAGGGAAAUUAUUUAAAUGUACUCACAUGUACUUUUUUUUCUGGCGUUUAUUUAAUAUCAUGUUUGAGACCUGCUCAUCAGAUCAUUCAUUAUUCCAAAGGGCAAAUUUAGUUGACAAUUAUACCUCAGUUGUUUCAUUACGCAUUAUAUCACAUUAAGCUUUUGUGUUAAGGAAUAUUACUUCAAAAGAUUACAAGUUUAAAACAAAAUGUUUUUAUUGUUUUACCACAAGAAUGAAAAAAAUUACAAUAUCAUUUGUAUUUGAUAAUAAAUUUCUAGUAAAUGUACAUGUAUUAUUACUCUUGCAGAUUUAAGUAUUGUUUAGAUGACUUAUUCAUCUGAAGUAAACUACUAGCACUUAAGAAACUAUGUUUCUAAUGAUUUUUUUUUCUCUUUUUGGAUGUAUGAGAAAUAUUUAUGAUUAUACUUUCAGUGUAAUUCUAGCAGAAUGAUAACUGAAACACGUUUUUUUUCUUUUUUUUUUAUGACUAUUCAUAUUUGUAUAUUUAUGGUAACAAUUAUUUAUGUGCAUUGUAACAAAACUGUUGUUUAUGUUUUAUAAAUAUAAAUGAAAAAAAAAACC
Saccostrea cuccullata (small rock oyster) is the source of this 9218-nucleotide messenger RNA. Its product is annotated as E3 ubiquitin-protein ligase HECW2-like. Gene Ontology annotation, molecular function: ubiquitin protein ligase activity; protein binding. Bases 255 to 5348 code for a protein of 1697 amino acids. Gene Ontology annotation, biological process: protein polyubiquitination; regulation of dendrite morphogenesis. The record is from RefSeq and is a predicted model, not a curated record. Gene Ontology annotation, cellular component: cytoplasm. Lineage: Eukaryota; Metazoa; Mollusca; Bivalvia; Ostreida; Ostreidae. The transcript is spliced from 29 exons.